Tigriopus californicus is the source of this 2289-nucleotide messenger RNA. RefSeq names its product carnitine O-acetyltransferase-like. The record is from RefSeq and is a predicted model, not a curated record. Lineage: Eukaryota; Metazoa; Arthropoda; Copepoda; Harpacticoida; Harpacticidae. Gene Ontology annotation, cellular component: peroxisome. Gene Ontology annotation, biological process: carnitine metabolic process, CoA-linked. The coding region runs from base 267 to 2201 and encodes 644 amino acids. Gene Ontology annotation, molecular function: carnitine O-acetyltransferase activity. The transcript has 10 exons.
UUUGGGAGAGACUGGUUACUGUGACACUGUCCACUUGCAAGUCCUCCAUCCAGCUAACCGACCCUGCAUGCAUUAAUGGCGUUCGGCAAGGGCCCAGCUAAGAGGGGAGCGAGUGAGCGAGCGAAUGCCGUCGAUACAAGUGUACGGAUGUAUGUAGCCACGACUGAGUGACAAACUAUUCAAGCCGUCCGUCCCUAGGCCUUUCAACAUCGAGCCAGAAGAACAAGUGUGUCAAAGUGAGUCCCCAUGUCAUCUCAUAUGAAAUCAUGGCCCAGAUUGGAUUGACCCUAUCGCCCAUCAUGAGAUUGCCCAGGUUGUCCCGAUCGACUUUAUUCCCCCGCCAUGGGCGUUGGCCCCUUCAAUCGCGUUACCUGACCGCGUAUGGCACGCCCGAAGGCACUUCUUUGAGUCGACAAAAGGAUUUGAAGAAGUGGCCCGUGGCUCCUUUGGCCCAGACCUUGAGCCGAUACCAAAAGACCAUUCGCCCAUUCCUGUCCCAAGAUGAAUGGACCACUAGCCAAAGGACCGUGGCCCAAUUUGGUCAACCCGGGGGCUACGGUGAACGUCUCCAGGCAUUGCUCGAGGCCAAGGCUCAAACUACGAAUAAUUGGUUCGCGGAUUGGUGGCUAGAUUGCGCCUAUUUAGGCUCCCGCGGCACGGUGGUGGUUUGGUCGAGCCCGGGUUUUGUCUGGCCUGAACAGCAAUUUGCCGGAGAAACGGAUCAGUUGGAGUACGCGGCUAAAGUGGUGGCUGGCCUUUUGGAUUUCAAACUCAUGUUGGACAAACAAUGCUUGCCCGUGGAAAUGAUGGGUCAAGAUCCUAUGGAUAUGGAGCAAUAUUACAUGGUAUAUGGAACCACCCGUAUGCCGGGAAAAACCAAGGACUACUUGAGCCUCAAUCCCAACUCCAAACAUAUGGUGGUGAUUCACCACAAUAACUUCUAUCGAGUUUCGUUGUACGAUGAUGAAGGCCACUUGCUCAGCGAGCCCCAAAUUUUCGGAUCAUUGCUUCAUUGUGUCAAGGACUCCCGUGAAAAGGGUCGAGGUCCAGCCGUCGGAUUGCUCACCUCCGACAAUCGCGAUAAUUGGUUCCAAGCUUAUGAAAAGCUCUUACCCGGCAACGAGAAUACGCUCAAGGCCAUUGAAACGUCGCUCUUCACUUUGAACCUAGAUCAAGAGCCCUCAAAUCAAAACGGCAAUACCUAUCCGGACCAAAAGACCAAGACGGCUGCCCAAGCCAUCCACGGCCUUGGUCCCAACGGACAUGCCGCGAAUCGGUGGUUUGACAAGACCAUGCAGGUGUUCAUCGGUUCAGAUGGCUCAUGUGGAAUGUGUUACGAGCAUUCUACCGCCGAAGGUGUUGCCUUGAUGACCGUCAUUGAUCACACCCUCCGAUGUGUGAAUGGGGGAACAAAAUUUGGACCACCUUCCAAAGGUAAUCGAUUUGACUGUCCGGAGUUUCUACCAUUCCGUGAUGUGGACCAAGUGCGAGACAACAUCACGUUGGCUCAUAAUAAUUUAUACAGCUUGUCCGAAGACUUGGACCUUCGAGCUAUGCAUUUUAAGGGGUUUGGUAAAUCUUUUAUAAAACGGCAAAAGUUUAGUCCGGACUCGUUCAUGCAGAUGGCCCUGCAAUAUGCCUUCUAUCGCCUUCACAAGACGCCCGGUGGUCAAUACGAAUCUGGAGGUCUGCGCAUCUUCCACCGGGGACGAACAGAUAUCAUUCGAUCUUGUUCAGUGGAAUCCGUGCGUUUUGCCCAGGAUAUGCUGAACAAUUCAGUCUCAACCCAAAAUAAGUUCCAAAGCAUGGCCAACGCCCUGAAAGGGCACAGUAACUUUGCCAAGAUGGUUGUGUCUGGAAAUGGAUUCGACCGGCAUCUGUUGGGGCUCAAAUUGAUUGCCCUUGAACAUGGCUUGGAAGUUCCGGAAAUUUUCAAUGAUCCAGGUUAUAAAAGGUCAACCUACCACAGAAUUUCCUCCAGCCAGGUGUCUGCUAAAUCAGAGUCAUUCCUGGCCUUCGGUCCGUUGGUAAUGAAUGGUUACGGCUGUUGUUAUAGCCUCAGAGAUCACGAUUUCCUUCUCGGACUCAGUGCUAUGAAAUCGUGCCCAGAAACGAGUGCUGAUAAAUUUUACGAGGCCCUCGAGGACAGCUUGAACGACAUGCACGACCUUUGCGUCCAGAUACAACUAAGCCACCUUUAACGGCACUGUUUUGCGACAAUGGUGUGAUUGAUGUAAUGCCACGUGAAUCCAUUCUUACAAAUAUAUUUCUGUUGAUUCCCGUUUACGA